Messenger RNA from Haliaeetus leucocephalus (bald eagle), 1064 nucleotides. RefSeq names its product Josephin domain containing 2 (gene JOSD2). The coding region runs from base 1 to 756 and encodes 251 amino acids. Gene Ontology annotation, molecular function: cysteine-type deubiquitinase activity; L-aspartate dehydrogenase [NAD(P)+] activity. The transcript is spliced from 5 exons. The record is from RefSeq and is a predicted model, not a curated record. Gene Ontology annotation, biological process: NAD+ biosynthetic process; protein deubiquitination. Lineage: Eukaryota; Metazoa; Chordata; Aves; Accipitriformes; Accipitridae.
AUGACGAAGGCCCCGCAGAGCUUCCACCUGGAAGGGUGGCUGCGGGAGCGGCUGGCAGCGGUGGGGGGGACACGCUCGGUCCUUUACGAGGGUCCCCUGCGUCCCCUCUGUCCCCUCGCCCCCAACAACGUCAACACCAUGGCGGCCGCCGCCGUGGCCGCCCCCCGACUCGGUUUCGACGGCGUCCGCGCCUGCUUGGUGGCCGACCCCAGGGCGGCGGGGGGGGGGCUUUACCACGAGCGGCAGCGCCUGGAGCUCUGCGCCCUCCACGCUCUCAACAACGUCCUGCAGCGACCCUGCUUCACCCAGGAAGCCGCCGACGAGAUCUGCAAAAGGUUGGCCCCCGACGCCCGCCUCAACCCACACCGCAGCUUCUUGGGCACCGGUAAUUACGACGUCAACGUCAUCAUGGCAGCGUUGCAAAGCCUGGAGCUGGCGGCCAUUUGGUGGGACAAACGCCGGUCGCUGGAGCGGUUGGCGCUGGGACAGAUCCUGGGUUUCAUCCUCAACGUCCCCUCUCACGUCUCGCUGGGUUUCGUGGCGUUGCCGUUCCGCCGUAAGCACUGGUUGGCCGUACGGCAGCUCCGCGGCACCUACUACAACCUCGACUCCAAACUCCGGGCGCCCGUCGCCAUCGGCGGCGAGGCCGAGCUCAGGGCUUUCCUGCGGGAUUUCCUCUCCCAAGGGCUCUGCGAGGUUUUCCUCGUCGUGCCGCGUGCCGUGGAGGAGGCCGGCGCUUGGCUGAGCCCCGAGUGACUCGUCACGCACGCCGACGGCUGACACCGCCCUCCCUCUGCUUCGGGGUGAAACCGCGACGCUUUGGGUCUUUAUCCAGGCACCGCUCAUCCGCGGCGGCGGUGGGUUGUUAGAACACGAACACAGUUUCGGGGAGCCGCGGGGACCACGGAGCACACACCUGCUGUCACCGUGCCGCGGCAGCGCUUCAAUUUCCUGAUUUUGCCCCGAUUUCGCGUGCCGGUUUUGCUUCCCUCCGUCACCGGGUGUGCGACGGGGGUGCAGGUGUUGUAGAGGGGUGACGGUGGUGGUGGUGGGACGGGGGGGGA